This is a messenger RNA of Ruditapes philippinarum (Manila clam), 1485 nucleotides long. RefSeq lists its product as uncharacterized. Lineage: Eukaryota; Metazoa; Mollusca; Bivalvia; Venerida; Veneridae. The record is from RefSeq and is a predicted model, not a curated record. Bases 1 to 1485 code for a protein of 494 amino acids. The transcript is spliced from 11 exons.
AUGGAUGAUGGAAGCACAUUUUUUAUUAUUGAUAAACGAACUGGAGACAUUAUGGUUGCACGUGAUCUUACUGAGCUGAACGCUACAUCAUUGGAGCUAAGUAAACACGUGAAAGAUGCACGCGGUUCUCGUGCUGACAUAGUGAUUAACGUUAAACUGAUUAGACCAGUUAUCUCGGCAAAGGCUUGUCCUAAAAUACAAGAGCUUCGUGUGAGAGAAAUAGCACCGAUCGGUGAGGAGGUGGGCAUGGUAGAAUGUACAUCAAACAUAAAUGAUACGGUCAUCCUUGACACACAAACACCUUUCUCAGUAUCGAGCCGAGGUGUUUCUAGUGCUAAUGUGCCAUUCUACAUCACACCAAAGGGCAUGAUUGUAGUCUCCAAACCACUUGUCUACAUGAACAAUAUUCAGGACAUCCAAAUCAUUAAUGUGACGUUUAUGUACCUCAAAGACGGCGGCGAUCGUCUUACAAAUUGUAACAGAAUAGAAACAAAAGUAACGGUCAAAAUAAUUGUUGAAAAGACAGACUGUCUUACCAACUGGACAUACGAUGCUAAAAGGAACUUCCAGUUGAAUGUUGCACCGGUUGCUGUUGUGCAAAAUUCAGCACCGGAACACUGCAUGUUUGUCUGUUCUACUAACGUUUCUUUCAUUUGCCAUGGCUUCAAUUAUAACGCUGUCAAGAGAGAAUGUUUGUUAUUGAAUGAGACUGAGUUCACACAGACAAAUAUGUCCAGGAGAAGAAUGGGCAUGAUUUUAUACAGAAAGUUUUGUGAAUCUGAACCUCUUCCGUUGAUAUAUUUGAGAGAAACCAUGGUAAAGAUUGAGAACGCAACAAGUUUGACAAUGGACGCAAGUCAGAAGGUUCUCGAAAAACUGUUGCAUGUAGGGAACGACUUCACAAAUACAAGCAUUCAAGAUGUAGCCAUGGCAACAAGUAUAUUUCUGGAAAUUGUUGAUAAAUCAAUGUUAUGUAACGCUUCAAGUCCUCAACUAGAAGUAUAUCUGGAGAUAUGCGGUCAUAUAUUUGAUAUGCUUCUCUCCAAAGCAGAGUUGUUAAAUUUUAGUCAAAAGGGAAAAUUGAGUACUCUAUUGACAGUGUUUGAUACACUGAUAGACGCGCUGAGUAAAACUAAUAACGAUGAUUUGAAAACAAUAACCGUUAGGUCGAAGAUGACGGCGUUCAGCGUUCAAAAUAUUCAUAAAAGACAGAGUUUCACCUCGGAAAUAAGAUCAUUUACAAGCCAGAGCGAUGUUAAUAUAAUAUUCCAGUCGCAAAAUGCAUCUGGAAGCUAUAACAAAACUACUCUUGUGACAGGCACCAUAGGUGGACUUGAAGAUAUCAUUAUCCCUGUUCUUGUAGGAAAUAGUAUGGACAGCACAAGACUGACUUUAGGUGGACAUGUGGUCUCAGCUGUAAUGGAGCCUGCUUUUGGUGACCAAUUUGAAGUGGUGCUUGACAUUUCGACAGACGAGGUAAAAUAA